Messenger RNA from Pelobates fuscus (common spadefoot toad), 2005 nucleotides. It is a transcript of the gene NT5DC1, whose product is annotated as 5'-nucleotidase domain containing 1. The record is from RefSeq and is a predicted model, not a curated record. Bases 342 to 1712 code for a protein of 456 amino acids. Gene Ontology annotation, molecular function: 5'-nucleotidase activity. Lineage: Eukaryota; Metazoa; Chordata; Amphibia; Anura; Pelobatidae. The transcript has 13 exons.
UCCUCACACUGCACGGUCAUUGGAAGCGGCAGGGAGCCACGUGAUUGGCAUACAAUUUAACCCGGGCUGUACACUGUGUCCGGGGCCCCCCCGCUGGCAGCCACAUCCCAGCACCUAGCAGCACUCUGUGGGCAGCUCUCACCAGAUAAAAGCACCAUUGGCACUUGGUCAUCUCUUGUUUUCUAAAGUUAUGACAAGUUUCUACAAAAUGGCACGGACAGCUUCUGGUAUUCUUCAUUAAGGUGCCAGGUGUGUACAAGACAGAAGUGAAGAUCAUCUUUAGAGCAACCCACCCAGAAGCAAUUGAUCUGCAUAUACACACUGCAUUCUGUUGCCCAAAAAUGAGUGACUGCUUCUCUCUUUCUGACUGUGAUGUUAUUGGCUUUGAUCUAGACCAUACUCUUUGCCAAUACCGGCUGCAAGACUCGAACAAGCUGAUUUAUGACAGUUUUGCUCAGUACUUUGUUACGGAAAAAGGUUACAGUGAAGAAUUGCUAUCAGUGACACCUGAAGAAUGGGAUUUCUGCUCCAAAGGUUUAGUUCUGGAUCUGGAACAAGGAAAUUUUUUAAAACUUGGAGCAGAUGGAACGAUUCUCAGGGCAUGCCAUGGCACAAAACCCAUGUCUGGUGAACAGAUUGAAGCAGUUUAUGGGGAGAAGAGGGAGUGGAAACAUUUUAAAUCAAUAAAUGGAACUUAUGUUCGUUCAGCUAAAUACUACUUUUAUGACAACUAUUUUGACCUGCCUGGAGCUCUCCUAUGUGCCAAAAUAGUUGAUUCCUUACAAAUGACUGAUGGGCAGAAUAAAUAUGAUUUCUGGAAGGAUAUGGUUUCAGCAGUAGAACACAACUACAAAACCUCAGCAUUUAAAGAAAAUUGUGGAACAUAUUUUCCAGCUGUGAAAAACGAUCCAAACAAAUAUUUAAAACCUUGCCCAGAAUCUGUAAAAAACUGGAUCAGAAGUUUGAAAAAUGCAGGAAAAGUCCUUUUAAUAAUUACAAGUUCACACAGUGACUACUGCCGACUGUUGUGCGAACACAUCCUCGGGAAGGAUUUUGAGGAACUGUUUGAUAUAAUUAUAACAAAUGCCUUGAAGCCUGGGUUUUUCUCUCUAACUCCGCAACAGAGACCAUUUUGGACUCUUGAAAAUGAUGUGGAAAUAGAUGUAUUGCCAUCAUUGGAGAAACCAGGCUGGUACUCCCAGGGCAACUGGAGACAACUAUAUAACCUCUUAACUAGAAUAACCAGAAAGCCAGAACUCAAGGUCGUGUACUUUGGGGACAGUAUGCGAUCAGAUAUUUUCUCCGCUCGUCUCUACAGCAAUUGGGAGACUGUACUCAUACUGGAGGAAUUAGAAGGAGAUGAGGUCCAUGAACCAGACAUGACUGAUUUGGGAUCCUCAUUAACGAAGAAAGGAAAGUAUGAUAGCCUUCAGCCUCCGGAGCCAUAUUUUGUAUCAAAAAAGUGGGGGUCAUAUUUUGCUGACACGAUCACAGAUGGGAAGAGUGCACAGGAAACACCGUAUAUUACAUGGUGCUGUGCUAGUAUAAGGAAUUACAGCACAAUGACAAUCCCAAGCAUUAAGGCAAUCGUAGAUUUGUCUCUGGACUAUAAGUUUACCAGGUUCUCAAGCAAUAACUCAGACACUGACGGUUACUACCCACAUCCACCCAAGAUCUUGCUACCUCAGAACAAAGAAGGAGCUGCUGCAUAAUGCCCAUAAUGUUUUCUUACAAAUUUAAUGGCUGUAACUGUUAUAAACUUUUAUGGAAGGGGAGAGCAAAACAAAAUGUCAUAAGAUUUCUUUUACUUAAAAAUAUUAGUGGUCUAAGUAUGGUAAUGCAAAAGUACUGUUUUGUAAUGGUUUUGUAAUGAAUUUGCAUACAGUAGCAAUCUUGCAUCAAUCUGCCAUUUUUAUAAAUGUGCAAAGGACAAUUUUAUUAAAUAAACUGACUAUGAAAUGACAUUCAGAGACCUGUUAAAAUAAAGCAAAUCUAAAUAAACCUG